Molecule: messenger RNA, 2952 nt
Organism: Pipistrellus nathusii (Nathusius's pipistrelle)
Lineage: Eukaryota; Metazoa; Chordata; Mammalia; Chiroptera; Vespertilionidae
Source: the annotation of a GenBank genome assembly
AUGGAUAGGAGUGUGGGUGACAUAGAAAACGGAGAUGCUUUCCUUGACUUGAAGAAGCAACUGGCCUCCAAAUCCCCCCAUCGCUAUACAAAAGAGGAGCUCUUGGAUAUAAAAGAACGCCCUCAUUCCAAACAAAGGCCUUCGUGCCUCUCUGAAAAAUAUGACAGUGAUGGUGUCUGGGACCCUGAGAAGUGGCAUGCCUCUCUGUACCCAGCUUCCGGGAGGAGCUCCCCAGUGGAAAGUGUGAAAAAAGAGUUGGAUACAGACCGGCCUUCCCUGGUGCGCAGGAUAGUAGAUCCACGAGAGCGCCUGAAAGAAGAUGACUUAGAUGUUGUUCUCAGCCCCCAGAGGCGAAGCUUUGGAGGGGGUUGCCACGUCACAGCCGCUGUUAGCUCUCGGCGCUCAGGGAGCCCAUUGGAGAAGGACAGUGAUGGCCUUCGCCUGAUUGGAGGACGAAGAAUUGGCAGUGGGAGGAUCAUCUCUGCCAGGAACUUCGAGAAGGACCACCGUCUUAGCGACAAGGACCUGCGGGACUUGAGAGACAGAGACCGAGAGAGGGACUACAAGGACAAGCGUUUCCGGAGGGAGUUUGGGGAUAGUAAGCGUGUCUUUGGUGAGCGUAGAAGAAACGAUUCCUACACAGAAGAAGAACCAGAAUGGUUCUCAGCUGGACCCACAAGUCAGUCUGAAACCAUUGAGCUGAUUGGCUUUGAUGAUAAGAUACUGGAAGAAGACCACAAGGGGAGAAAAAGAACAAGGCGACGGACAGCCUCUGUGAAGGAAGGCAUAGUCGAAUGCAAUGGAGGAGUGGCCGAAGAAGACGAGGUGGAGGUCAUCCUUGCACAGGAGCCUGCUGCAGAUCAGGAAGUGCCGAGGGAUGCCGUCUUGCCUGAGCAGUCCCCAGGAGAAUUUGACUUUAACGAGUUCUUUAACCUUGAUAAGGUGCCGUGCUUAGCUUCGAUGAUAGAAGACGUUUUGGGAGAAGGGUCAGUCUCUGCCAGUCGAUUCAGUAGGUGGUUCUCUAACCCAAGCCGAUCAGGAAGCAGAUCCAGCAGUCUUGGUUCAACACCACAUGAAGAACUGGAGAGACUUGCAGGUCUGGAGCAAGCCAUCCUCUCUCCUGGACAGAAUUCGGGGAAUUAUUUUGCUCCUAUACCAUUGGAAGACCAUGCUGAAAAUAAAGUGGAUAUUUUAGAAAUGCUACAGAAAGCCAAAGUGGAUUUAAAACCUCUUCUUUCCAGCCUUUCUGCAAACAAAGAAAAACUUAAAGAGAGCUCACAUUCAGGGGUUGUACUUUCAGUGGAAGAAGUAGAAGCAGGGCUCAAGGGCUUGAAGGUGGACCAGCAACUGAAGAAUUCAACUCCUUUCAUGGCAGAACACUUAGAGGAGACUCUGAGUGCUGUUACCAGCAAUCGGCAGCUCAAAAAAGAUGGCGAUAUGACUGCGUUCAACAAGCUAGUGAGCACCAUGAAGGCAAGUGGGACUUUGCCUUCUCAGCCCAAAGUCAGCCGAAACCUUGAUAGCCAUUUGAUGUCCCCUGCUGAGAUUCCAGGCCAGCCCGUCUCCAAGAACAUCCUGCAGGAACUUCUGGGUCCACCAGUUCAGAGACCUGCUUCUUCCAACCUUCUGAGCGGCCUUAUGGGGAGCCUGGAGCCUUCAUCUCUACUGGGCCAAAGAGCGCCAUCUCCUCCCUUGUCACAGGUGUUUCAGACACGAGCAGCCUCAGCAGACUACCUUCGUCCUCGAAUACCAUCACCAAUUGGUUUCUCCCCAGGACCACAGCAGCUACUCGGAGAUCCAUUCCAAGGCAUGCGCAAGCCCAUGAGCCCUGUCACGGCCCAGAUAAGCCAGCUAGAGCUGCAGCAGGCGGCAGCUGUGGAGGGGCUGGCCCUGCCACACGACCUUGCAGUGCAGGCAGCAAACUUCUAUCAGCCUGGCUUUGGCAAACCACAGGUGGACAGAACCAGAGAUGGAUUCAGAAACAGGCAACAGCGAGUGACCAAGUCACCAGCACCCGUGCACAGAGGGAGUUCCUCUUCCCCUGCCCCUGCUGCCUCCAUCACAAGCAUGCUUUCUCCUUCCUUCACCCCUACCUCAGUGAUUCGUAAGAUGUAUGAGAGCAAAGAGAAGAGCAAGGAGGAGCCAGCAUCUGGAAAAGCAGUUCUUGGUGACAAUAAAGAAGACACUCAGAAGGCCAGUGAAGAGAACCUCCUGUCAUCCAACUCUGUGCCCAAUGCUGAUCGAGACUAUUCUGCCACAAAUCCCAAACUGUCAACAUUGCAGCGGUCUUCCUGUUCCACCCCACUGUCCCAGACCAACCGUUACACCAAAGAACAAGACUACCGACCUAAAGCAGCUGGGAGGAAAACGCCCACCCUGGCACCCCCAGUCCCAGGAACACCUUUUCUCCGUCCUGUCCACCAAGUUCCCCUUGUCCCCCAUGUCCCAAUUGUUCGACCUGCUCACCAGCUUCACCCAGGGUUGGUCCAAAGGAUGCUGGCUCAGGGGAUACAUCCACAACAUCUUCCAAGUUUGCUACAAGCUGGUGUGCUUCCUCCUGGGAUGGAUCUGGCUCAUUUACAGGGAAUAUCUAGCCCAAUCCUGGGUCAACCCUUUUACCCUUUACCUGCUGCUAAUCACCCUCUCCUAAACCCUCGUCCUGGGACCCCUCUGCAUCUGGCAAUGAUGCAACAGCAGCUACAGCGUUCAGUUCUUCAUCCUCCAGGCUCUGGUGCCCAGGCAGCAGCUGUCAGUGUUCAGGCGACCCCACAGAACGUGCCCAGCCGGUCAAGCCUGCCCCACAUGCACUCCCCACUGGAGCACCGCCCCAGCCAGAGGAGCAGCUCCCCAGUGGGCCUUGCCAAAUGGUUUGGCUCUGAUGUGCUACAGCAGCCCCUGCCCUCCAUGCCCGCCAAAGUCAUCAGUGUGGAUGAAUUAGAAUAUCGACAGUGA